This is a messenger RNA of Closterium sp. NIES-67, 915 nucleotides long. NCBI's taxonomy places the organism in Eukaryota, Viridiplantae, Streptophyta, Zygnematophyceae, Desmidiales, Closteriaceae. The record is from the annotation of a GenBank genome assembly.
ACAACUGGCAAUUUCUCGCCUAUUCCUCGUUGAUUAGCUCUCGAACCGAUCGUCCUAGCUAACGCCAUGGCUUCCGCACUCGUAGCUCGUCAGGCGCUCUCCGCCCUCUCUUUCAGAACCGCAGUCAGAGGUGCUCAGAUUGCCUCACCCAAUUUCACCGCCGUUGCGCCAACCGCGCCGCGCGGACUCGGUGUCUCCGCCCUCUUCAGUUCCCGCAAAGCCGCCGUCCCCACUAAGAGCGUCCCCGCUACCAAGACCCGCACAGAGGACGGCAUCUUCGGCACAUCUGGCGGUUUCGGCUUCACGAAAGCCAACGAGCUCUUCGUGGGGCGCGUCGCCAUGCUCGGCUUCGCGGCUUCUCUCCUCGGCGAGGCGGUGACUGGAGCUGGGAUUCUCUCGCAGCUCAACAUCGAAACGGGGAUCCCUAUAACGGAGACGGAGCCGCUGCUGCUCUUCUUCAUCGCAUUCACCGUGCUCGGCGCGAUCGGUGGGCUGGGCGACCGCGGGCGAUUCGUGGACGACGAGCCGGUCGGGCCACCCGUGAAGCCCGGCAGUAUCAAGGCAGCGCUCGGGCUCAGCGAGGAUGGGCCUCUGUUCGGGUUUACCAAGGCGAACGAAUUGUUUGUCGGGCGGUUGGCGCAAUUAGGGUUUGCGGCGAGUUUGAUUGGCGAGGUGAUCACGGGGAGGGGAGCUUUGGCGCAGUUGAAUGUCGAAAUUGGCGUGCCCAUUUGGGAGCUCGAGCCGCUGCUGCUCGCGAGCAUCGCAUUUUUCUUCGUUGCUGCGAUCAAUCCCGGUACAGGGAAGUUCAUUAACGAUGAUGACGAGUGAGUAGACUAUGCUACAAUCUUGAUGUACAUAUAGUUUGUGUACUAGCAUUUAUUCAACAAGUUAUGCUCAAAUGGCAUCAAAUGUCUU